This is a messenger RNA of Spirodela intermedia, 772 nucleotides long. NCBI's taxonomy places the organism in Eukaryota, Viridiplantae, Streptophyta, Magnoliopsida, Alismatales, Araceae. The record is from the annotation of a GenBank genome assembly.
AUGACACUUCUGCAUUUAUUCCAAGAAAUAUUCACAUGUAUAUUUUUAUCUUGUGCAUGACGAAACCUCCCCUUUGACUGACCCCAUUGUAUCCAGAAUGUUUCUGAAAUUCCUCUCUUUUAUUUUAGUUUCAUGUUUGGUUUUGAUAUACACAAUCCCGGUGUAAUGCGUAUUCUUAUGAUUCAACUGUGAAUUCUGCAUUUAUUUUCACCACAUUUUACUACACUGAUAUGUCUACUAUGAAUCAAUUCAUGCGCACCUUACAUAGACUUAGUGCAUUUGCAUCUUUUUAGUCUAAUGUGAAGUUGGGUUCGGAUAUAUGUAGUAUUUUCCAUGGCUGUGCAUCACCAGUAACAUGUCUGAUGAGAGCAUUAUAUCACUCCCAUCCUACCGUGCUGAUCAAAAGUAGCAUAAACUUCAAUGACAUUUUAAUACAUUACAUCUUGUGCCCUGCAAGUUAUGCUUCAAGCCAAUGUUGGCUGAUUCUAACUGUUUCAAAACAUACAAGGCCCAAAAUCUAACAUACACCAAUGAAACGAGUGGGUUUGAAGUCAAAGGGCAAUAAUCAUUCAGAACUGUUUCAAACAUGUGCUAUUUUACUUGCAAGCAAUCAGGCAGUUUCUUCACUAUCUUACAUGUACUGAACUUGAGAUUAAUAAAUGGAACAACAACCCUUAAAGAUAAUUACAUAGUGCCUAGUCACAUAUAGAAAUCAUCUAUGGGAUUCGAUACGAGAUAAAACAUGCCUGAGAAAAAGAAGCAAAAGUCAUAA